Molecule: messenger RNA, 1455 nt
Organism: Arabis nemorensis
Lineage: Eukaryota; Viridiplantae; Streptophyta; Magnoliopsida; Brassicales; Brassicaceae
Source: the annotation of a GenBank genome assembly
AUGGGGGAGAAAGAGAAACGAGGGAGAUUAAUGCCAAAGCAUGUGGCAAUUAUAUUGGACGGUAACAGACGUUGGGCGGAGAAACGAGGACUUGGAACAUCGGAUGGUCAUGAAGCCGGAGCCAGCAAACUCGUGGAGAAUGCUAAGGAUUGUUUCGCUAUGGGGACAAACACCAUCUCACUCUUUGCUUUCUCCACUGAAAAUUGGGCAAGACCCGAGGAUGAAGUUAACUUUUUGAUGGCCUUGUUUGAGAAACAACUCAAGUCAGAGCUGCCUUACUUCCAAAGAGAUAAAAUCAAGAUCUCGGUUAUUGGGGAUCGGGCAAAACUCCCCGAGGCGCUUCUAGAUUUGAUACAAGAGGCAGAGGAAGCUACAAAGAGUUAUGAAGGGAAGCUUCUCAUUGUAGCGAUAGACUAUAGCGGAAGAUUUGAUAUCUUACAAGCAUGCAAAAGUCUUGCGGAAAAAGCGAAAAACGGACUGAUCCAAGUGGAGGACAUUGACGAGAAGGCGAUGGAGAAAGAGUUGAUGACAAAGUGUAGCGAGUUCCCCAACCCCGACCUAUUGAUCAGAACGAGCGGAGAGCAAAGGAUUAGUAACUUCUUCCUGUGGCAAUCAGCUUACACUGAGCUCUACUUUCCUAAGGUUCUAUGGCCUGACUUCGGUGAGGCAGAGUAUCUCGAGGCCUUGACUUGUGACAAGGGAACUUAUGUGGUCAGAGAGGAGGAGUCACCUAAAGGGCUUCGGAAAGAGCUGAUGCCGCGACACGUGGCGGUGAUAAUGGACGGAAACCGGAGAUGGGCCAAACAAGCCGGAUUGCUGACGUCACAAGGCCACGAGGCCGGAGCUAAACGGCUUAUAGAGUUUGCUGAGCUCUGCUUCGAACUAGGGAUAGAUACUGUCUCAGCUUUUGCUUUCUCCACUGAGAAUUGGGGAAGAGGCAAGAUUGAAGUCAAAUUCUUGAUGUCUUUGUUCCAACUAUACCUCAAGUCAAAGAUCCAAUUUUUCCAGAGCAAGGAAAUUCGAGUUUCCGUUAUCGGGAAUCUUGCGAAUAUCCCGGAAUCUCUCCUCGGAAUAAUCAAACAUACUGAGGAAGCUACAAAGUGCUACAAGAAGAAGCAUCUCAUCUUGGCGAUUGACUAUAGCGGGAGAUUCGAUAUCUUGAGCGCUUGCAAGAGCAUCGUGAAGAAAUCGGAGCAAGGUUUGAUCCGAGAGGAAGACGUGGACGAGACAAUGUUCGAGAGAGAGCUUCUGACUAAGUGCACCGAGCUCCCAAGUCCUGAUCUCUUGAUUAGGACUAGUGGAGAACAGAGGAUAAGUAACUUCUUCUUAUGGCAGCUCGCUUAUACCGAGCUCUUCUUCUCGCCGGUCCUUUGGCCUGAUUUCGAUAAAGAGAAGUUUCUCGAGGCCCUGGUUUCGUAUCAGAAAAGGGAAAGACGAUUUGGAUGCCGGGUUUGA